Molecule: messenger RNA, 795 nt
Organism: Mercurialis annua (annual mercury)
Lineage: Eukaryota; Viridiplantae; Streptophyta; Magnoliopsida; Malpighiales; Euphorbiaceae
Exons: 1
Coding region: 1-795 (264 amino acids)
Molecular function (GO): zinc ion binding; nucleic acid binding
Source: RefSeq, a predicted model, not a curated record
AUGACACGUAUAGAAAGGGAAUCAACUGCAGCGUAUAACUAUUUGGACGGACUUUCUAAAAAAGCAUGGUCCAUGAGCGGCGAUAAAAAGGGGUUGCGGCAUGGAGCGAUGACAACGAACUAUGCCGAGUCGGUAAAUGCGAUGUUUAAGAACCUCCGAGGGCUUCCCGUCACGGCUAUGUUGGAGGCAAUUUUUUUGAAGCUGAAUGACACUUUCUUUAAGCAUUGUGAGACCUACCAAAAAGCCAUCGCGAAUGGGUACCAUAUAACUGCAGUAUGUGGUGACACCCUACAGUAUAGGGGAACAAAGUCUCAAACUCAUAUUGCCACUGUCUACAAUUUAGGUGAAAAAGUAUACAUGGUGGAGACUAAGCGCGACAGUUUAACACGAAAGGGGGGCAACACACAUACAGUUGAGCUACUUAAUAAGAGAUGUACAUGCGGUAAAUUUCAACAAACAAGGAUACCAUGCUCUCAUGCAAUAGCUGCUUGUGUCCAACACGGGGAGGACCAUCGUCUUUACAUGGCCAAAUACUACAAAACUGAUUAUGCGAUGCGAGCUUGGAGCACUGUAUGUUUUAGGCCAUUGCAGGAUCGGUCUUAUUGGAUCACGUCAAGUCACGUCCCGUUUAUUCCAAAUCCAGAGUGGAAGAGACCGAGAGGAAGGCCUGUCGAAGGAAGAAGGAGAAAUGAGAUGGAUCAAACAUUUCGACCGGGAAAAAAUCCCCGCUUUUGCCGAAAAUGCGGGCUUCAAGGGCAUAAUGCUAGGACUUGUAGUACUAGACCUGUGGCGUAA